CAUUAGUUGUCAAUUUAUCGCGUUCGAGGUUGGGUGUAUGUUGAAUAUAAACAAAUCCGUAUACAAUUUACGAUAAAAAUAGAUAAAUAAAAACGUAAAGAUGUCUGUGGAUUUAGAGUUUGACUACAAUGAGGCCACAGCAGCCAUGGAUAAAUUCUCACAGGAAGAUAUCAAUGAGUUACGUAGCUGGACACAGAAACUGGAUAAAUCAAAAUAUGUGCCUAAGGAUCUGUCGGAUAAACAAUUAGUGUUGUUCUAUAAUGCUUGUUACGGGGACAUGGAUAAGACGAAGGCGUGCAUAGAGAAAUAUUACUCAUGCAGAAAAAAUGGACCGGAACUGUUUGACAACCGAAUCUUGAAGACUGACGAGUUAAAGCAAAGCGCAGAAGUCCUGGAAUUCUCCGUUCUCCCUGGCAAGUCAUGUCAGGGUUACGAUAUCAUCUACCACCGGCUCCACGAGACUGAACCCUCAAGAUACAACCUGGAAGCUGGUUGCAAGCUACUCUUUAUGACUGUUGACUUAUGUCUCACCAAAAGGGGUCCUCAACCGGGUUAUAUGUUCCUUUUUGAUAUGCGCGGAGUUAAGUUUGGACAUCUCACAAAAGUUAGCUUAUCGACUCUUCGGAAAUUCUUCCAAUAUGUACAAGAAGCGAUGCCAGUUCGCAUGCGUGCGAUACAUGUACUGAACACUGAACCAGUGUUAGACAAAUUAAUGGUGCUCAUUAGGCCUUUUAUGGACAAGAAGUUCUUUGAUAUGCUCAAAUUCCACAACAAGAACGAGGAUCUUGAGAAGUUUUACGAAACCGUGGUGCCGCGGUCAGCACUCCCUCCCGACUACGGCGGUACCCUCCCUGACACACAGACCCUUCACAAGAAGUGCAUGCAGCAGCUCCAACUCCUGGAACCUUACUUCAAAGCUGAGGAGGAACAGAGAAUCGCAGCCUUACCUGACAAGAAACGAGAGAAAGCCAUGGAAAAAGCCUUCAAAAACUUGGACAUUGAUUAAGGAGUCCGAGAGAAGUGGUACUGGUAUUAUAAUGAAAAGUGAAAGGUAAAUGCUGUAUCUUUUAAUAAUGUAGACUUUUUGGCGAUGGACAGGCCGCAUGAGUACUUAUAACCUGCAUUUAAAUUACACAUUUCUAGAAUAUUUUUUUCUACAAAUGUGGACUGUUCAAAAAUCGUUACCUUUUUCAUUAUAAUAGCCGGUUUCUGUUCUCAAAUGGUAUGUUAAUUUAGUACAAUAUGCAUUUAAGUGUUACUUAAAUUGGGAAUUCAUAAAAUAUGAUAGCGGUGUCGAAUGAUUGGAGUAAUCCUUUUUAUUUAUAUCAGAAAAACGUUCCAUACAAUUUCAGCAACGUGUACUACAAAAUAUUGUCAAUUAUAAAUCUAUAAUUACAAUAGAUAAGUAUAGAUAGUGCUGAUUGGACUAUCAAAUAAAUUACACACGAAACAUUUAGAGAGUAUGUGAGGAUAUAAAAAAGUGGUUAUAAUUGUUGUUGUACAUAAAAAAGUUUGAUAACUGUUAAAAGAAAUACAAUGUUGUUUUAUUAGGAAAAUUAUUUUGUCGUUAGAAAGUGAAGGUUUGGAGGUGACAGAAGUUUUUUAAGCUUAAGCUUAAUAUAAGCCAAAACAUGGCAUGAUAUUUUAACGUAAAUGAUUGUUAAAUGUACGUCUAAAUAUUUAUGUAUAAUCCGCUUUAUGUAUGUACUUAACGUUGAACUCUAUAUAUAAUCCCAAUAUAAAUCGGCACAUUACGUUAUACGCUGUGUAUCUUUUAUUAUUGUGAUCUGUAAAAAUAAAGUAAAUUCUUCAAAAUAAUUUACCAAAAAGGUCAAAUAACUUGUUUUCUGGUCAUAGCACUUAAAUAAUAUUACCUGUGGGUACGGAAAUAUUUUGUGACAAUGGUAUUGGAUUAAUAUGUAAAAUAUUAUAAACGAUAAGUGAUAGACAUAAUGGAUUAAUUAGACUUUCCAACAAUCUUUGAUAUAAAAAAUAAAAAUGACAAGUUAUCUCACAUGAUAUGAAUUAAUUAAUCUUAUAAGCUAUUUCAUUGUAACCAACUGCUUUAAAUGACUUACCUAGUGUACAUUUUUUGAUUGCGUGUAAUAUUUGAAGUAAAAAUGGGUUUUAAUAAUAAUAAAAAAAAAAACAAUGCGCGACUUAGCGGUAUUAACCUUUGGAAGUUUAUUUAUUAUUUUACUGUAACAAUCCAAGAUAUAAGAAAAAGCUGUUGUAGAAAAUACGUGCGAAAAUAAAUCCUUAUCAAAGAAAAGUUGAAUUAUGUGAAAAUGAAUAGGAAUUUAUGCUAAUUAAAAACUAUAAAUAAAACGUAGGUACGUGAGAAUUAAAUGUGCUAUUAAAAGAAAACAAGUUUUAAAACGAUCGAUAAGAUAUACAAGUAACAGAUUACUGUUAUUAUAUAAAAGGAGAUCUAAUAAUGAAUGAUUGAUUUGUUUAUGUUCAGCAUAAUCCAUCGUAAUCUAGAAAAUUUUAUGUAUAAUUAUAUUAACUCUGAUAUUUACCUAUUUCUAUCUGAUACCUACCUUUUAAAUGUAGUUCUGUAAAUAUUAGACUACCAGUCAUUGUCAACGUCCAUACAUAAACAAAUGACGCUCAAUUAUGUAUAAAUAUUCAAAUGCGUUAGGGUCACAUUCAAUGAAAGGUUAAUCAUUAACAUUACUCGCAUUUUUGUUGUUUUUCAUGAUUGAAAAUUAUAUAAAUUGUAAUUUAACUCAUAACUUAUAGAAUUGAUUGUUAUAUGCAGCAAAUUGGUGUGCUCAAAAAUCAAACGCUGUCUAAAUACUCUUUAGCAUGACAAAAUAAUUGGGACCUGACUAAAACGUGUUCUCCAUGAUGACUUCUGUACCUAAAUUUUAACUAUGUCUUGUAAAAUUAGCGUCACAAUAGGCAAGUAAGGUGGCGGUAGCGUAGGUACUUAAGGUUUUGUAUUUAUGUGCACAGUAGUCUAGUUUUAGUUGAAAAUUCCACUUAAUUCCUUAUCAACGUUUGUGAUAUGCUUGUGUUAUUGAAAAAUGUUUUAUGUUGAUUCCAAGAAUCGGAAAUUGUGAUUUGAACUAGAAAUAUAUUUUUAUGCAGUA
Molecule: messenger RNA, 3098 nt
Organism: Helicoverpa zea (corn earworm)
Lineage: Eukaryota; Metazoa; Arthropoda; Insecta; Lepidoptera; Noctuidae
Product: alpha-tocopherol transfer protein-like
Exons: 5
Coding region: 101-1006 (301 amino acids)
Cellular component (GO): membrane
Molecular function (GO): phosphatidylinositol bisphosphate binding
Source: RefSeq, a predicted model, not a curated record